CAUCACACACACACAGCUCUGCUGCAUACACAUAACUUCAGCUCAUCCAGCAGCGAUCACAACCAGCACAGCAGAGUCCUGCAUACACUGAGCAGAUGAGCCUAGAGCAGCAGCCCCUGAUCAUGUGACUCCUCCUCCUCCAUGUGACUGAUCACAUGACGGUGACAUCAUCGCAGGUCCUGUAAGCACACGGCUCCUCUACAGAUACAGGUUUCUCCAAUCCAGGAUCCUCUGCUGAUAUCUUCUAUAUAAGAGAAUUCUCCUGGAUGACCCAUCAACCAUGGAGAGAGACAGGAACAAGAUGGCCGACAGGAUUAUAAACCUCACACUACAGAUACUCUUCCGGCUUACUGGCGAGGAUUACACAGUAGUGAAGAAGUCCUCUAGUGGGUGCUUUCGGGCCCCUGUGUGUGAAGGAUGGGGAAGAACCCUGAGCCCAAUCCCGGGGCCCCCACCUCACUCCCUGAUACAUGAGGAAAUGGAUGAACAGAAGAUCCUAGAACUCAUCAACAAGAUGAUGGAGCUGCUGACUGGAGAGGUUCCUAUAAGGUGUCAGGACGUGGCGGUGUAUUUCUCCAUGGAGGAGUGGGAGUAUGUAGAAGGACACAAGGAUCAGUACAAGGAUCAGGUGAUGAUGGAGGAUCAGCAGCCCCUCACAUCACCAGUCAGAUCCAGUAAGAGAACAGCACCAGAGAGGUGUCCCCAUUCUCCUUAUGGGCAGUAUAUGGAGGACAUUACUACAGGGAGAGAUCUGAUCUAUAUUAAUGCUAUAGACAUAAAGAAAGAAGAGACAGAUGUGAGCGGUGAUGAGCAGUAUAAGGAGGACAUUUCUACAGGGAAAGAUCUUAUCUAUAUUAAUGCUAUAGAAAUAAAAGAAGAAGAAGAGACAGAUGUGAGCGGUGAUGAGCAGUAUAAGGAGGACAUUCCUACAGGUAACCGCCCAGAUUCUUAUACCAGGAGAUCAGAGGAGAAUCUUAUAUCUUCAGAUUAUAAAGCAGAUGAUGAUAUCACACAAGAUACAUAUGAAGAACAUUCCAUUAUCCCAGAUACACCCUCAGCCCUUCACAGCCAAGAUCUCUCAUCUCAUCCUUAUAUACAGGUCCUGUCUUCUCAGUCAUCACAGGAUGUUCAGCAGAAGAAGAAGUCAUGUGCAGAAUGUGGGAAAUGUUUUACUAAGAAAUCAGAUCUUGUUAAACAUCAAAGAAUUCACACAGGAGAGAAACCAUUUUCAUGUUCAGAAUGUGGGAAAUGUUUUACUGACAAAUCAAAUCUUUUUAAACAUCAAAGAACUCACACAGGAGAGAAACCCUUUUCGUGCUCAGAAUGUGGGAAAUGUUUUACUAAGAAAUCAAAUCUAGUUAAACAUCAAAAGAUUCACACUGGAGAGAAGCCAUUUUCUUGCUCACAAUGUGGAAACUGUUAUACUCAGAAAUCAUAUCUGGUAAAACAUCAAAGAACGCACACAGGCGAGAAGCCAUUUUCUUGUGCAGAAUGUGGGAAAUGUUUUUCUGAGAAAUCAAAUCUUGUUAAACAUCAAAUAACUCACACAGGGGAGAAGCCAUUUUCAUGUUCCGAAUGUGGAAAAUGUUUUACUGAGAAAUCACAUUUUGUUCAACAUCAAAGAAUUCAUACAGGAGAGAAGCCAUUUUCAUGUACAGAAUGUGGGAAAUGUUUUACUGGGAAAGCAACACUUAUCAGACAUCUAAGAAUUCACACAGGAGAGAAGUCAAAGUCCUCUAGUGGGCGCUGUCGGGCCCCUGUGUGUGAAGGACAGGGAAGAACCCUGAGCCCAAUUCCGGGGCCCCCACCUCACUCCCUGAUACAUGAGGAAAUGGAUGAACAGAAGAUCCGAGAACUCAUCAACAAGAUGAUGGAGCUGCUGACUGGAGAGGUUCCUAUAAGGUGUCAGGACGUGGCGGUGUAUUUCUCCAUGGAGGAGUGGGAGUAUGUAGAAGGACACAAGGAUCAGUACAAGGAUCAGGUCAUGAUGGAGGAUCAGCAGCCCCUCACAUCACCAGUCAGAUCCAGUAAGAGAACAGCACCAGAGAGGUGUCCCCGUCCUCUUCUUCCACAGGAUGAUCAGAUAGAAGAUCCGAAUAAUAUUAAUGCUCCAAAGACAGAUGUGAGAAGUGAUGAGCAGUAUAAGGAGGACAUUGCUACAGGGAAAGAUCUGAUCUAUAUUAAUGCUACAGACAUAAAGGAAGAAGAAGAGACAGUUGUGAGCGGUGAUGAGCAGUAUAAGGAGGACAUUCCUACAGGUAACCCCCCAGAUUCUUGUAGCAGGAGAUCAGAGGAGAAUCUUAUAUCUUCAGAUUAUAAAGCAGAUGAUGAUAUCACACAAGAUACAUAUGAAGAACAUUCCAUUAUCCCAGAUACACCCUCAACCCUUCAUAGCAAAGAUUUGUCAUUUGAUCACUUUAAACCUGUUCUGUUUGCUAAAUCUUCAGAGACUACAAAGCAAAAUAAAAGUCAUAGAAUGGAGAUUAAUUAUCAAAAAAAUCACUCAGAGGAGAGGCCAUUUUCAUGUUCAGAAUGUGGAAAAUAUUUUACCUAUAAAUCAUAUCUUGUGAGGCAUCAGACAAUUCACACAGGGGAGAAGCCAUUUUCGUGUUCAGAAUGUGGGAAAUGCUUUGUUUGGAAGUCUGGACUUGUUGUGCAUCAGAAAAUUCACACAGGGAAGAAACCAUUUUUAUGCUCCGAAUGUGGAAAAUGCUUCACUUGGAAGUCUGCACUUGUUGAACACCGGAAAAUUCACACCGGCGAGAAACCGUUUUCAUGUUCAGAAUGUGGGAAAUGCUUUACUAAGAAAUCAAAUCUUGUCCUUCAUCUGAGAACUCACACAAGGACAACGCUAUUUCAAUGCUUAGAAUGUGGGAAAUGUUUUUGUCAAAAUUCAAAACUGGUUGAACAUCAAAGAACUCACAGAGGGGAGAAGCCAUUUUCAUGUCUGGAAUGUGGGAAAUGUUUUACUAGGAAAUCUGAUCUUGUUCAACAUCUAAGAAUUCACAAACGAGAGAAGCCAUUUUUAUGCUCAGAAUGUGGGAAAUGUUUUACCGAAAAAUCAACACUGGUUAAACAUUUUAGAAUACACACAGGGGAAAAGCCGUUUUCAUGCCCUGAAUGUGGGAAAUGUUUUACUCAGAAAGCAUAUUUUAUUGAACAUCAAAGAACUCACACAGGGGAGAAGCCGUUUUCAUGUUCAGAAUGUGGGAAAAAUUUUACUCAGAAAUCAAGUCUUGUUGAACAUCAAAGAACUCACACAGGAGAGAAGCCUUUUCAAUGUCUGGAAUGUGGGAAAUGUUUUACUCAAAAAUCGACUCUUAUUAAACAUCAGAGAAGUCACACUGGGGAAAAGCCAUAUUCAUGUUCAGAAUGUGGGAAAUUAUUUGCUCUGAAAACAGGCCUUGUUACUCAUCAGAGAACUCACGCUGGAAUGAAGCUAUCACCUUGUCCAUAGUGCGGGAAAUUUUUUACACAAAAAAAAAAUCUAAAUUUGUUGAAUAUCAGAAAAUUCACUCAGGGUAGAAUCCAUUUCUGUGAACUAGAUGUAGAAAAUGUUUAUCCGAAAGUCAACUUUAAUUGUGCACACAAUUUAAACAUGUAAAAAUAUACCUAUUAUAGUCUUAGUCAUAAGACAUGCGAGAGAGAAAUCCAUGUAGGACAAUAAAUGAUUGAAAAAUGUCUAUAAUCACCAAAUGUCUGUUAUUCUAAAAGAAAAGAAUCUGGAAGACAACCAUUAACCAUGUACAUCAGGAGUUUCAAACUCAUGGACCAAUUGAGGCCUGCAGGAUGAUAUUUUGAGGUCCCCUGUCCAGUCUAGUUUUAGGACAUCCCUGUGUCCCAACAGAUCUUUUUGGGAGACAAGGAUGUCCCGGUUAAUCCUUUGUGGGCCUGUGGCCACUUUAAUUAAUGCCGUUCUCCCAUUGGAGUGGAGCAGCGUACAGGAGGACGCACGCGCUUGGCCGACACGGUAAGUUACCAGCGUCCUGUCACCUCCGGUCCCAGGACCUACUGCUAUGGCUCAUAGGAAUACUUGAUGCGGCCCAGCCUCUACCUCUAGCGGCCCUCAGAUGAAUUGAUACCCCUGAUGUACAUAGAAUAUUUCACAUGUACAAUGCAUUCGGAAAGUCUUCAGACCCUUUUCCAGACACUUUAUUUUUCCAUUUUGUUAUGUUGGGGCCUUCUGCUAUAAUCAAAACAAUCAAGUUUUCUCCCAUUAGUCUGCAUACCCCAUAAUGAGAAUAUGAAAACAGAAUUGAAGUUUUUUGCUUAUUUAUAAAUAAGGACUGGCCCUUGAGAGGAAAUAUUGGGUCUUUGAGUGGCCCAGCCAGAGCCCGAACCCAAUGGGACAUCUCUGGGGAGACCUUUAAUAGGCUUCCACUGACAGUUCCCAUCCAACCUGUCAGAGCUUGAGAGGAUCUGCAGAGAUCUUCUUGUCACCUCAUCGCAAUAAGACUGGAGACUAAAGAUGAGCGACACAAGCCCCGCAAACUCUUAUUUGACCCAAAGCAGGACUUGCAUUACUUGCAACUAUCACAUGAUGACCCCAGGUUAUACAAUGAUUUGCUGUGUCUAACAGCUCCCAGAACAAUAGGAUACAGCAGAGGGGGGUAGGGUCUUCUACACAACUUUAAAGUCCAUAUAGCGUGCUGCUACCGGCAUUCUGGAAAGAGAGUGACAGACCGUGUGAACAGGAAUCAGAGCAGAGCGAUCCGAUAGAAGCAACAAAAAAAAAAAAGCGCCUUCCAUAGCAUAAUAACAUUCACAACAGGUUAAGAACAAACCUUAAAGGGGUACUCCUGAGCUUAGACAUCUUAUCCACUAUCCAAAGGAUCCCCGUGAUCUUGCACGCCGCACCCAGUUUAAAAUCAGUCCUCGGAGCGUGUUUGCUACGGGUCUGAUUACUGUCGAUCAAUGCAAUCCUAUGGGAGGCAGCAUGACACGCUCGGGGGACUGAUUUUAAAUGGGGUGCAGCGUGCAAGAUCACGGGGGUCCCCAGCGGCGGGACCCCCACGAUCAGGCAUCUUAUCCCCCCUAUCCUUUGGAUAUGGGAUAAGAUGUCUAAGCGCCGGAGUACCCCUUUAAUCUAUAUAAUUCUACAGCAAAGUGAGUGCAGCGUUAAUCUGUGGGCAAUCCCAGAAACCUCCUGUCCCUUUCUGCAGAAGCUUCAUACACUACAUAUCCCAGCCAGCAUUUUUCCCAGGCCAUAAAUAGCAUCACAUACAAAUAUCUGUACAACUGAGAAAAGCUGAGGGCUGACCUGUAUGAAAGCAAUACAUAUUUAAAGUGCUAGGAACUUAGAUUUGCCAUUUAAAGCGCCUUACUUCCAUUUACAGGGUUUAAUCGCACACACAGUAGAUCUACUGGUUGAAAGAUAAUGGAGCAAUUAAAAGCAGGUAUAUUGAACAAGCAUUAGCCUUUUUAAGCACCGGUAUGUAUAUAUUCUUGGUUUAAUCAAACUUUUUAUGUACCCUAUUGUAAGAAAACUAAUUUUAAAAGGCGUAACCAU
Messenger RNA from Hyla sarda, 5509 nucleotides. RefSeq names its product oocyte zinc finger protein XlCOF7.1-like. Gene Ontology annotation, biological process: regulation of DNA-templated transcription. The transcript is spliced from 11 exons. The record is from RefSeq and is a predicted model, not a curated record. Lineage: Eukaryota; Metazoa; Chordata; Amphibia; Anura; Hylidae. The coding region runs from base 281 to 3457 and encodes 1058 amino acids.